Molecule: messenger RNA, 333 nt
Organism: Pseudogymnoascus verrucosus
Lineage: Eukaryota; Fungi; Ascomycota; Leotiomycetes; Thelebolales; Thelebolaceae
Exons: 1
Coding region: 1-333 (110 amino acids)
Source: RefSeq, a predicted model, not a curated record
AUGUCUCACCUAGCAAACGCCCUCCGCCAGAUAACGAAGAAAUCUUCAAAUCCAAACGCCCUCAUCUACCAACUGCAGCUUGAGCGCUCGAAACAAAAGUAUCUCGUGCAGGAACAGCUGGGCAACGGGAUGGAGGGCGCAGUUGCACUUGGGGCUCCCGAAAGCGAAAACGGGGAGAAAUCUCCAGGGGCGGAGACAGCUGCACCUGAUAGAGAGCAACAUAGUGGUCCCGAAGCAGCAGAAGGGAGUAAUGAGGGUGUCAAGUGCAGAGAAGCAGAUGGAGAGCCGGCGCGAGCUCAUAGGGGUGACGCUCAUGCACAAGGGGCAAAGUGA